This is a messenger RNA of Pteropus alecto (black flying fox), 636 nucleotides long. RefSeq names its product matrix Gla protein (gene MGP). The record is from RefSeq and is a predicted model, not a curated record. Gene Ontology annotation, biological process: regulation of bone mineralization. Gene Ontology annotation, cellular component: extracellular region. Bases 96 to 401 code for a protein of 101 amino acids. Gene Ontology annotation, molecular function: calcium ion binding. The transcript is spliced from 4 exons. NCBI's taxonomy places the organism in Eukaryota, Metazoa, Chordata, Mammalia, Chiroptera, Pteropodidae.
AGUCCACAGCCUUUCACUAACAGCCUAUAGGAGCCUCUCUCCCUACAGCUGCUGCACAAGACAGAGAGACCAACCCACAGGAUCGCUGAGAGACCAUGAAGAGCCUGCUGCUUCUCUCCAUUCUGGCUGCCUUGGCCGUGGUAGCUCUGUGUUAUGAAUCUCAUGAAAGCAUGGAAUCCUAUGAAAUUGGUCCCUUCCUUAACAGGAGAAAUGCUCAUACUUUUAUAUCCCAACAGCAGAGAUGGAGAGCUAAAGCCCAAGAGAGAAUCCGAGAACGUACCAAGCCUUUCCAAGAGCUCAACCGGGAAGCCUGUGAUGACUUCAAACUUUGCGAACGCUAUGCCAUGGUUUAUGGCUACAAUGCUGCCUACAAUCGCUAUUUCCGGCAGCGUGGCAAAUGAAAUUGAAAAAAGUCUCUUUCCAGAGCCUGGUGCCUGAUUUUGUAUUCCUUUGCAGUAGCAUCACUGAACCAUAUAGGCACAUACGAAUUGCUUGUUUCUUAAAUGUUCUCAUCUGGCUGCGCCCCUCCUUCCUGCUCCCAGAUUGAUAAAUAAUGGAAGUGCAGUGUAGUGAAGGUCAAAGGGGAGUUACGAUGUGAGAUUAUUAACAUAAUAAACUUCUGGUUGGAUACUUUCA